AUGCCUAAUAUUAUAAAUGAAGUUAAAUUAGAUUUUAAGGACGUUCUAUUACGACCGAAGAGAAGCACUUUAAAAAGCAGAAAUGAUGUGGACUUGUAUCGCGAGAUUACAUUCCGCAACUCUGGGCAGACGUAUCGGGGAGUCCCCGUGAUGGCGAGCAAUAUGGACACAGUCGGCACUUUUGAAAUGGCGAAGGAAUUGUCAAAGCACGGGCUUUUCACAUGCAUUCACAAAUACUACUCAUUGGAAGAAUGGAAAAAAUUCGCAGAAGAAAAUCCAGAAUGCUUAGAACAAAUGGCGGCAAGUUCAGGCACAGCUGAAACCGACUUCGACCGACUUUCGGAAAUCUUGAACAAUGUGAAAGACCUCAAAUUCGUUUGUCUCGACGUAGCCAACGGAUAUUCUCAGCAUUUUGUUGAAUACGUGCGCAAAGUGCGAGCUGGGUUUCCUUCACACACAAUUAUUGCGGGUAAUGUUGUGACCGGCGAAAUGGUGGAGGAGCUAAUAUUGUCUGGUGCUGACAUUAUAAAGGUCGGUAUCGGGCCGGGCUCAGUGUGCACGACGCGGGUGAAGACGGGCGUGGGGUACCCUCAGCUGUCCGCCGUCAUAGAGUGCGCGGACGCUGCACACGGCUUGAAAGGACAUAUUAUUUCGGAUGGCGGGUGUACAUGUCCAGGGGAUGUAGCGAAAGCAUUCGGGGCUGGUGCCGACUUCGUGAUGGCAGGGGGGAUGUUCGCGGGACACGACCAGUGCGGGGGGGAGGUGGUCACCAAACCUGAUGGGAAGAAAGUGAAACUGUUCUAUGGCAUGUCCUCGUCCACGGCUAUGCUGAAACAUUCUGGUGGUAUCGCGGAUUAUAGGUCUUCUGAAGGUAAAACAGUGGAAGUCGAUUACCGAGGUGACGUUGAAGUAACAGUAAAAGAUAUUCUAGGUGGUCUUAGAUCUGCUUGUACUUAUGUGGGGGCGGCUCGAUUGAGAGAACUCCCUCGAAGAGCGACCUUCAUAAGAUGCUGUAGACAAGUUAACGAUGUCUUCUCU
Messenger RNA from Brenthis ino (lesser marbled fritillary), 1038 nucleotides. Lineage: Eukaryota; Metazoa; Arthropoda; Insecta; Lepidoptera; Nymphalidae. The record is from the annotation of a GenBank genome assembly.